Messenger RNA from Astyanax mexicanus (Mexican tetra), 2163 nucleotides. It is a transcript of the gene nt5c3a, whose product is annotated as 5'-nucleotidase, cytosolic IIIA. The transcript has 9 exons. Gene Ontology annotation, cellular component: cytoplasm. Gene Ontology annotation, molecular function: magnesium ion binding; 5'-nucleotidase activity. Bases 63 to 1058 code for a protein of 331 amino acids. NCBI's taxonomy places the organism in Eukaryota, Metazoa, Chordata, Actinopteri, Characiformes, Acestrorhamphidae. The record is from RefSeq and is a predicted model, not a curated record.
GUGUGUGAGAGGAGAGAGUGCGUGUGUAUGACUUCUUCUGGGCAGCGAGAUCGGCUCUGGUGAUGGAUAAAACCGCCGUGGUUAAAGUCGGGGCGGUGGCCAGCGCCAGUGUGUGCGCCCUGUUCGGCGGGGUGGUGCUGGCCCAGUAUAUCUUCACUAAGAAGAAGAGAGCGGGCAAGAAGACCAAGAUCAUCGAAAUGAUGCCAGAGUUCGAGAAAAGCACGGUCCAUAUCAGAGACCCCGAGCGGGUGGAGCAGAUCAUCUGCGGCAUGAUCCAGGGCGGGGCCAACAAACUACAGAUCAUCACAGACUUUGAUAUGACGUUAAGCAAAUUUGCAAUCAACGGAAAACGCUGUCCAACAUGCCACAAUAUUAUUGACAACUGUAAGCUGGUCACAGAAGAUUGUAGAAAAAAGCUGUUUCAACUGAAGGAUACCUACUAUCCUAUCGAGAUAGACCCACAUCUGAGCAUGGAGGAGAAGUACCCAUUCAUGGUGGAGUGGUAUUUCAAGUCUCACACUCUACUGGUGGAACAGCGGUUACAGAGAGAUAAACUGCCUGAGAUUGUGAGAGAAUCGGAUGUUUCUUUGCGGGAGGGUUACGAGCAGUUCUUUGAUAGGCUGCAGCAGCACAAUGUUCCUGUGUUCAUCUUCUCUGCGGGACUGGGGGACAUCCUGGAGGAGAUCAUCAGGCAGGCUGGAGUUUACCACCCCAAUGUCAAAGUUGUCUCCAAUUUCAUGGACUUUGAUGAGAAUGGGAUUCUGAAAGGUUUCAAAGGAGAGCUGAUCCAUGUUUACAACAAACAUGAUGGUGCACUGAGGAACACCGAGUACUUCAAACAGCUGAAGGAUAACGGCAACAUCAUCCUUCUUGGAGACUCCAUGGGAGACCUCACUAUGGCUGACGGCGUUCCUAACGUGGAGAACAUCCUUAAAAUCGGCUUUCUCAAUGAUAAGGUGGAGGAACGCUUGGAGAAAUACAUGGACUCUUACGAUAUUGUUCUGGUGAAGGAUGAAACCCUUGAAGUGCCCAAUUCCAUUUUACAGAAGAUUUUAUGACUGCAUAACACCGGGUUUUAAUGCCGCCCCCGGUGGAAAGACUCUAAGCCACCCAUUACUGGAUCACCAGUCACUGGGCUAUCACCAGCUCUGUGGGCUGUUUGCCACCUCUCACACCCACACACCCACAAGCCAUACACACCACUCACCAUUAUCUUUUAAUGUCACGUUUUUUCUCCCUUCUAAAUGAACUCUUUAAAACAUCCAACAUCUAUCUCCUUGCUUUGUCUGUCUGCUUCGGGUGUUAUCCAGUCUCUGCUACCCUGAAAUGAGAACCAAAACAAUAGAAUAAAUAGAAUAAAUAUAUAUAUAUCUUAGUGAAUUUCUUCAAUUUGCACACUCUUAUAAAUGUUAAUGUUUAUUAUUUUUGAUAUUGUGUAAGGUUUAUAUCUAGUGUACAAUAUUUGCAAUAAUAUUCUGGUAGUCCUGCUAGUGAAAUGAAAAGCAUGGUGAAGUUCUCAGUGCAGGCCUGGCUAGCAUUUCAACACUGCUAGAGUUUACUUCCAAAUGUCUCCUAAAGGAGACUUUCUGUGAUUGAUCUGAACAUGGAUCAUCGAUUCCAGGGCCUAUAAUGUUUUAACAACCACAAUGUCUAGGUUUACAUCCGUCAGUAUGGUUGGUACAUGAGAAGCAUUUAUGUAAACACAUUAAUAUCGCAUAGCAAUACUAUAUUUUCAACGAAAGCAAACAACAGACUAAAACAAAAUGAAUGUAUUGUGGAUUUGUAUGUUUAAUGCAAAGAAAAGCUUCAUUUCGAGGUGCAGUUACAAGCAGGGGCCUGGUUCUGGUUGUUUUUGGAUUUAUACUACCUCUAAAAGAAACAGCUCAUCUAAAAAUGCUAUUGUUUGCCUCAAAUAAGCUUUUAUUUAAUAAUGAAACAGUAGUAUUUUUUGAUGAGCUGUUUAUUUCAAACUAUCACUUGUGAGGUGGAUUUGCCUGUAUCGUUUGGACUUGCACUAACCUGUGUUGAUGAUAAAGUCAUUGUUUUAAGUUUUAAGACCUGUUGUAUAUGUGCUGCUAACUUGCAUGUUGCCUUUUUUGGUCCAUAAAAUAAAAUGAAGGGGUGAAAUAGUAUGUCAAUAAAUGUAGGCAAUAACAAAACACA